This is a messenger RNA of Mytilus trossulus (common blue mussel), 1182 nucleotides long. RefSeq lists its product as uncharacterized. Lineage: Eukaryota; Metazoa; Mollusca; Bivalvia; Mytilida; Mytilidae. The record is from RefSeq and is a predicted model, not a curated record. Gene Ontology annotation, molecular function: nucleic acid binding. The transcript has a single exon. Bases 1 to 1182 code for a protein of 393 amino acids.
AUGGCUUCGGAUUACGAAUUAUGUCGGAAAGAUUCAGACUUUGUCAAAAAAUCACUAAAAGAGGCUGUUUUUUUAGUCAAUGUAGAAAAAUCUGUUUUUGAACCUACCCAAAAGUUAGAAUGGUUAGGAAUCACUUGGGAUUCUGCUCAAUUCUGCAUUUCUAUUCCCGAAAGAAGAUUAAAUGAUUUGUUACAGUCUAUAGAUGAAAUUUUAGACAUAUGUUUGUUUUUCUCUGCUAUGCAAUUAGCUCAAGUGACUGGUAAGAUCAUUUCUUUAUCACCCGUGUUCGGAAAUUUGACUAGAUUGAUGACAAGAUAUUGCUACUUGUGCAUCGUGCAAAGAUUGAGCUGGGAUAAAUUAUUACAAAUAGUUUAUCCAGCUGAGAUUUUGAAUGAGCUUAAGUUCUGGAAAACCAAUGUGAUUACUUUGAAUAAAAAGAAAUUGGCUAUGUACAGCCCUUCUUCGAUAGUAAUAUUUUCAGAUGCUAGUAGUGUAGCCUGUGGGGCUAAUACUGUAGAAUUGGAAAAUAAGAUUUUUCACAAAAUGUGGAACGAAUUAGAGAGAUGUAAAAGCUCCACCUGGAGAGAGAUGAGAGCAAUCGAACAGGCCCUUUUGUUGUUUAGUACUCUAUUUAUGGGCAAAAGUUUAAAAUGGUUUACUGAUAACCAAAAUUGUGUACGUAUAGUACAAGCUGGAAGUAUGAAGGAAGAUUUACAAAAUCUUGCCUAUUCUAUUUUUUGUAUUUGUAAAGAGCAUAAUAUAUUAAUUGAAUUACAAUGGAUUCCCCGCACAUUGAAUUCAAAGGCAGAUUACAUUAGCAAAAUGAGUGAUCAUGAGGAAUGGCAAAUUUCAAAUGAAUUUUUUGAAUUUUUAGAAAGUUUAUGGGGACCUUUUACUGUUGAUUGGGUUGCUAGCGUGAUGAAUAACAAGACAAAAAGGUUUAACUCACUUUUCUGGAAUCCGAACGCAGAAGCUGUAGAUGCGUUUACACAAAAUUGGAAUGGAGAAAAUAAUUGGCUUGUCCCCCCUAUUUAUUCAGUUAUACGCACAAUUAAACAUCUGAUUUACUGUAAGGCUAAAGGGUCUUUAAUUGUUCCAAGAUGGGUAUCUGCGCCAUUCUGGUCAUAUAUUUUUAAUAAAAACUUGACUUACAAAGCUUAUGUUAAAGAUGUGAUGUGCUAG